Artibeus jamaicensis (Jamaican fruit-eating bat) is the source of this 2453-nucleotide messenger RNA. RefSeq names its product deoxynucleotidyltransferase terminal interacting protein 2 (gene DNTTIP2). The record is from RefSeq and is a predicted model, not a curated record. The transcript is spliced from 7 exons. NCBI's taxonomy places the organism in Eukaryota, Metazoa, Chordata, Mammalia, Chiroptera, Phyllostomidae. Bases 62 to 2362 code for a protein of 766 amino acids. Gene Ontology annotation, cellular component: nucleolus. Gene Ontology annotation, biological process: RNA processing. Gene Ontology annotation, molecular function: RNA binding.
CUCUGACGCACUUCCGCGGCGCCGGAACAGAGGCAGGCCGUGGUGGCCCAACGUUGGAGAGAUGGUGGUUACCAGGUCUGCGGGGCCGCAGGCCCGUGGCCGAGCUACGAAUGCUGAAAGCUCCGGGCAGAAGACUUCUGCUAAAAGAGUUCAGGAGCAUCUAAAAGGCAGGAUGGAAUCUCCAUCUGAUGACUCAAAUACUGCUGGAUCACAGAGCAGUAGGAAACCAAGUCUAAUCCCUAAAACUCCUAAAACUGGAAAGAGAAAGAGCAGAACUGUAGGCUCAUUACCAGAAAUGAACAAACCAUGUACUGAUGGAGAGACCUCUGAAGCAGAGUCAAAUUGUUCUGUGUUUGAGCUCCAGGAUUCCAUUUUAAGAGUAACUAGGAGAAGGCAAAUCUUAGUUGCACGCGACCCAUUGUCCAGUGCUAAGAAAAGGCUGAAAGUAACUCCAGUAAUUGAGUCUCAUACUGAAGAAGAAGUCUCUGAAGCAGAAUCACACGUUUCAGGUAUUUCUAGAAUUGUGCCUUCUACAAGAAUCAGAAGUAAGGCUAAAUCCCUGAUAGAUCCAAGCCAAGAUUCACGUGCAGAAGCUAUUUCUGAUGCUGAAUCAACGUGCUCAGAUAUUUCUACAUUUUCCGGAAUUGCAACUAGGAGAACAACAAGGAUUAUGCAGAGGAAAUUACAGGCACAAAUGGAGGAGAAAUAUACUAAGAUUAAACCAGGAAAUGAAAAGCAAAUGAUAAAUACACCUAUUGGUUCAGAGGAUUCCGAUACCAGACAAACUUCUUAUUUACAAGCAAGAUCGCUUCCUCAGAUAAAUAAGCCAGAUGUCUCUGAUAGUGAAGUCUGUAGUGACUUUGAUGAUUCCUUCCACAAAAAAUCAGGGAAAAAACCAACAGUGGAAGAACACCAGCAUGUUAAUAAAACAGAGGAAAAACAGGUCAGUGCUGCACCUCUCAAAGAAAUAACAAAACAGAGUUGUGACAAUUUAGAUGAAGAAGACAAAGAAAUGAUAGAUAAGGGGAAAGAAAUUAAUGAGAAAAAUUCUGAGGUGAGUUUUUCUGAACUUCAGGACAGAAGCCUUCCACGGUUAGUUUCUCAAAGGCAUUCAACCCCCCACAAUAACAAAACCACAUCGAGGCCCUCAAAUCAGAACUGUGAGGCUAUUAUGAAAUCAUUAGCUCAGACAUUUGCUGUUGUGGAAAUAGACAGAUGGACUGAAGAGAGAAAGAGCACCAUAAAAACAAGUGACUUCACAUCUAGUAAUGGUGAUGGUAGUGAAGAAGAAGAGUGCACACUUAGAGCUGCCAGCGAAGACGUGAAUAAAGAAAGGGAUGUAGAUUUUGAGUGUGAUACUGAACUGUACAAGUCUGAGCUCACAUCUCAGGAUACAGGUGAUUCUGUUGUAUUACUGCUCAGCAGUGAUGAAAGCCAGCAGUCUGAAAACAGCGAGAUUGAAGAGGAGGACACUGUGUGUUUUGUUGAAAAUGAUGCAGAAAGGGGGUCAUUAAAUGAAGAUUUGGGAAAUAAGUCAGGUGACAAUGCAUUGUUUGUAAUCGACACAACUCCUGGGUUAAGUGCUGGUAAAAAUUUUUUCUUGGGUGAGGAAGAUAAGACAAAUGAGGGUGCCGUGGAGGAAGAAAAGGAAGGGGAGGAAGAGGAUGAAAAAAGUGAAGACGAACCAUCAGACGAAGAUAAAAAUAAAGAUGAAUUUAGUGAUGAAGACGAUUUACUAAAUGACACAAAGUCUAAACUUCUGAAGUUGACAAGCAGCAGCAUAGACACUGGUCUGAGUAUCAAGCAAUUGGGUGGUUUGUAUAUAAAUUUUAAUGCAGACAAACUACAGUCAAACAAGAAAACCCUAACACAGAUCAAGGAGAAAAAGAAAAAUGAGAUAAUGCAGAAAGCCAUCAUUACUCCUGAUUUUGAAAAAAACUACUGUGUCCCACCAUAUCGUGAGUCAAAGUACCAACUUCAGAAGAAACGCAGAAAAGAACGACAAAAAACAGCAGGUAAUGGCUGGUUUGGUAUGAAAGCUCCAGAAUUAACAGAUGAACUGAAGAAUGAUCUCAAAGCACUGAAGAUGAGAGCUGGGAUGGACCCAAAAAGGUUUUACAAGAAAAACGAUAGGGAUGGCUUCCCUAAGUACUUCCAGAUUGGAACCAUUGUUGACAAUCCAGCUGACUUCUACCAUUCACGAAUUCCCAAGAAACAAAGAAAGAAAACUAUUGUGGAAGAACUGCUGGCUGAUUCUGAGUUCAGAAGAUAUAACCGAAGGAAGUACUCAGAGAUCAUGGCUGAAAAAGUAGCAAAUGCAGCAGGAAAGAAGUUUCGAAAGAAGAAGAAAUUUCGCAAUUAAGAUUCACCAAGCAAACCACAGUAUUCUACAUCUCCCCUUUAUUUAUUUACUAAAGGUGUGUUUGAAAACUAACUCCAUCACAAAAAAUUAA